Messenger RNA from Globicephala melas (long-finned pilot whale), 9393 nucleotides. RefSeq names its product eyes shut homolog (gene EYS). Lineage: Eukaryota; Metazoa; Chordata; Mammalia; Artiodactyla; Delphinidae. Gene Ontology annotation, molecular function: calcium ion binding. Gene Ontology annotation, biological process: heterophilic cell-cell adhesion; establishment or maintenance of epithelial cell apical/basal polarity. The record is from RefSeq and is a predicted model, not a curated record. Gene Ontology annotation, cellular component: plasma membrane; protein-containing complex.
AUGACUGACAAUUUAAUUAUGCUUGUGAGCCUGGUGGUUCUUCACAGCAUGUUUAUAAAUGGAAGAACAACAUGUAAAUGGCACUUGAUGGAAGAAUGGCGUACACAGCCCUCAACAUAUGUGGUGAGUUGGACAGUGACAGAAAACAUCUGCCUGGAGUUCUAUGGGGAUUGCUGGUUUGGAGAUGUAAAUACUAAAAUGAAUACUUCUGGCAAUCAAGUUGUUCCCCAGAUUUGCCCUUUGCAAAUUCAAUUAGGAGACAUCCUUGUAAUUUCUUCUGAACCAUCUCUUCAAUAUCCAGAAAUAAAUGUGAUGAAUGUUUCUGAAGCAUCAUUCAUUGACUGUCUGCAAAAUACCACAACUGAAGAUCAGUUACUUUUUGGUUGCAAUCUAAAAGGAAUGCAUACUGUUAAUUCUCAGUGGCUGAGUGUUGGGACACAUUAUUUCAUCACAGUAAUGCCAAGUGGUCCAUCCCUUUGUCAACUGGGACUUCGACUAAAUGUAACAGUGAAAGAGCAGUUCUGCCAGGAAUAUCUGAGUUCGGAGCUUUGCUCUGGGCAUGGUACAUGUCUUACUGAAAUUUGGAGCAAGAUAUACAGCUGCCAUUGCCAGCCUCCAUUCUAUGGGAAAUACUGCCAGGAGCUGGAUUCAUAUUCCUUUAAGCCAUAUAAAAAUAAUGGCAGUGGCAUUAAUAAAAGAGAAAAAUGGAAUAAGCAAGGAUAUGAAUGUAUCUGUCACCCACAAAUUUCAGGCAUAAAUUGUUCAGAAAUAAUUGGGCAGUGUCAACCACAUAUCUGUUUCCAUAGGAACUGCAGAAAUAUUACUGCAAAUAGUUUCAUUUGUGAUUGUGAGGAACCAUUUUCAGGUCCAUUCUGUGAGGAGUCAGUGGAACAUUUUGUUUCUCAGUCUUGUUGGAAAGGAGAAAUUAGUCAAAAUAAAAGCUCAGCUUACAUUUUGGAAUGCAAAGAAGGAUAUCUCAAUCAAAGCUGUGAAACCUAUGUCAAUGAGUGUUCACCAAAACCAUGUCAGAAUGUUACUGACUGCAUUGAUAUUCCAAUGGAUAUCAUGUGCAUGUUUUCACCAAUAUGUACAGUCAAGCAUUGUAAGCAACUUCAAACACCACUGGAGUCUUUUCCUUGCAAGAUUAAUGCCACAAGUAUGAAAUAUGAGAAAGAUUAUCAUUGCAGUUGUAUUCCAGGAUUUACUGGAAAAAACUGUGAGAAAGUAAUUGACCGCUGCAGACUUUUCACCAUCAACUGUCUGAAUGAAGGAUGGUGUUUCAAUGUAAUCGGAAGAUUCAGAUAUAUAUGCACUCCAGGGUGCACAAGAAAUUCAUGUCGAUUUGUGAAGAAUGUUUGCUUAAUUCAUCUGAAUGCCUGCUACUGUGGAGCCAUCAGCCAUGGUAUUUUUCAAGCUGAAGUUGCAAGCCCUCCUCAAUUAAAAUACGUGUGGCAAUUGAAAUUUACAGGAUCAGAAGGUGAAAAUCAUGAAGUGGUUACUGGCAGCUACUUCUUUCUCGCUUGCAGCUGCAUGGAAGGUGCUGUCAGUCUGAACCGAUCCAAAACCCUUGGUCAUGUGUGUUGGUUCCUACGUGAAGGAACAAGGAAGAUAUGUGCAAAUGGAUGUAGUUGGUUGAUUAAAGAAGAUGAUAAGGGAUAUUGGUGCCUAUGUACUUCCACAUGGUUUUGCAAAAUGUGUCUGGAAAACACAACUGACUAUGAAGGAAGUAGGUGUCAACAAGUUAUUUAUGAAGAGGAAAUUAAUAUAUCCAGAUGCAGCUGUUUUCUUGGUCACAUGUUUAGAGUCCGUAUACUCAAUGUUGAUGACUGCUUAGGAAACCAGAGCACAUCAGUGCAAGGCCUCUGCCUGACCCAUUUGCACACCUGCAGUUGUAGCUCUCUGCAAAGAUGUGAAAGACACAUCUGUGAAAUAGAAACUGAAGAUUGUAAAUCUGCGCCCUGCAAAAAUGGAGCAACAGGUACACAUUUAUAUGGCUAUUUCUUUGGCAAAUGUUUCCCAGGAUUUACAGGCAAACAAUGCAGAAUAGAUGUAGAUGAGUGUGCUUCACAUCCCUGCAAGAAUGGAGCCACCUGCAUUGACCAUGCUGGUAAUCAUUCCUGUCAAUGCGUGGCUCCAUUUAAAGUGGUUGAUGGCUUCUCCUGUUUAUGCAGUCUCUGCUCUGCUGGUCUGAGGUGUAAACACGACUUUGAUGACUGCAUCCUAAAUGCCCAUGAGAACAAUUCUACCUGCAAAGAUCUGCGUCUGAACCACCAAUGCGUGUAUCUUUCUGGUUGGGAAGGAUAUUUUUGUGAACAAGAAUUCAAUGACUGCAAAAAGAAUCCCUGUAAGAACAAUUCCACCUGUACUGACCUUGACAAUGGCUAUCGCUGUGACUGUACAUCUGGAUGGACUGGACAGAAUUGUAGUGAAGAAAUAAAUGAAUGUGACUCUGACCCAUGCAUGAAUGGAGGUCUUUGUCAUGAAUCUUCCAUCCCUGGGCAAUUUGUGUGCCUGUGCCCACCCUUUUAUACUGGAAAAUUUUGCCAUCAACACUAUAACCCCUGCGAUCCACUCAGUGAUCCUUGCCAAAACAAUUCAACAUGCUUGACUUUGGUAGAUGGAAAUCAUUAUUGCAUUUGCAGAGAAGGAUUUAAAGGUGAACACUGUGAAAUUAACAUGAAUGAGUGCUUCCCCCUUCCUUGUCAGAACUGUGGUGACUGUAAAGUCGGGCUCAACAAUUUCAGGUGUGUUUGCAGACCUGGGUUUUCUGGACCUCUAUGUGAAACUAAUGAGUGUUCCUCUAAACCUUGCCAAAAUAAUGGAAUCUCUGUGGAUCUGACAAGUAGAUUUCUAUGUAAUUGUGAACCUGAGUAUCAUGGAUCUUUCUGUGAACUGGAUAUAAAUGAAUGUGAAAUCUCACCUUGUCCCGAUGGAGAAAAUUGUGUCAAAAGAACAGGUGGAUACAUCUGCCUCUGUGCUCCUGGUUAUUCAGGCAUCGAUUGUGAAGUAAAUAUAGACGAAUGUCUAUCAAAGCCCUGUCUCCGUGACGGAACUUGUAUUGAUGGCAUAAAUCAUUACACCUGUGACUGCAAGAGUGGGUUUUUCGGAGCACACUGUGAAGCAAAGGCAAAUGACUGCCUCUCACAUCCUCCUCUACAUGGCAGAUGCAUAGAUUUCAUUGAUAAGUGUCAAUGUUCAUGCAGUGCAGAAUGGACUAGCUCAAGAUGUAAGAUCAAGAUUAAUGCCUGCACAUCCAUCCCUUGUAUGAAUGAAGGCUUCUGUCGGAAGGCAGCCCAUGGCUUUACUUGCAUUUGCCCAAAUGGUACAUAUUGUGAAGUAAAUGUUAGCAGUUGUACUGAGCAUGAUCUGAAUGUGGUCCUCUGCCUUAACGGAGGGAUAUGUGUUGAUGGACCUGGACACACUUUUUAUUGCAGAUGUCUCCCUGGAUUUUCUGGGAAAUUUUGUGAAAUUAACAUAAAUGAAAGUUCUUCAUCACCAUGUCUAAAUGGUGUGAACUGUGAGGAUCACAUCAAUGGAUAUAUUUGCAAAUGUCAACAAGGAAGUUCAGGACAUCCCUGUGAGAAAGAACUUUAUGAGUGCCUUUCCAACUUACAUGUUCAUGGAAUGUGCAGAGGAAGUGAACCUGACGAAGGCUUGCCAUGUUUAUGCACACCUGGACUUGUGAUCUGCUCCAUUGGGCUUCUCUGUGGUAAUGAAAUAAGAAGAACCACCUGUUUACCUCCCAGCUCUCAAGGAAAAGAGGCCACUUCCGCACAAACAUACACAGUGCCCACCUCAGGGACGUCGGUCAGUAGCAUCCCACCUGCCAGGGCUACCCAACUGUGGGCCAUAGUGAACACUACUCCAGUUGGUGAAGGUCCAAAACAGACAGACUUUUUCCAGCACGACGUUCUCCCAACCACUGGUUUGGCAGCAUUAAAUAUUGGAACGUCCUCUGAAAGCUAUCUACUCAAAGAACUGAUUUCCACUAAAGAGCUUUCAGCAAAACACAGUCUUCCUUCUUCAGCAGAUGUUUCCUCUUCUCAGUUUCUGAAUUUUGGUGCUCAUGACCCAGCACAUAUCGUCGGGGGCAAAACAUCUGUAUCAUGUAUGCCCAUCCAAACUCCAGUGCGCGCACCAGGACUCUUUUUCCCUGAUAGGGGAGAGAGCACCCCGUUUAUCAUCUCAUCCUUAAUGACAGAUUUUAUUUUUCCUACACAAUCUUUAUUAUCUGAGAGCCCCCGGACUGUUGUCUUGUCUGCUACCACAAUGAGUUCAGUAAUUAGUGGUGUUCCAGGGGCUGAUGUUGAGUUAAACAGACACUCAUUACUCUCCCGUGGCUUCCCGCCCGCAACUGCUUCCGUGAGUGCACCUCCAGUCGUCUCUCAAGAGGAUAUUGAAGAAUAUUCAGCUCUUUCGUUAAUUUCAAGAAGAGAGUCCUGGAGACUGCUGAGCUCUUCGAUGUCUCCCAUUUCUCUUGCUGAGAUAAUCAUAUCCAAGCCGGUAGCCAUCUUAAAUUCAUCAACUCUGCACCAAUUCACCACACAAGCCUCCAUUCCCAGUGAAGAGCAGGUUAUUACCGAAGCAUCCAGCAACCAGAGACUCACAAAUAUCAAACCACAGGCUGCUGAUUCUUUAAGUGAAUUAAGUCAAACAUGUGCAACGUGUUCUAUGACUGAAAUAAAAUCCUUUCAUGAAUUUUCAGAUCAAGUUUUGCAUAGCAAACAGUCCCACUUUUACGAGACAUCCUGGAUGAAUUCAGCAGUAUUAGCCAGGUGGUUUGCACGAAUGGGAACACAAACUAUCACUUCUGGACAUUCACUUCCUUCGGCUGCUGAAAUCACGCCAUCAGUGGCAAUCACAGAACUGUCAUCUUUAUUUCCUUCUACAAAGAGUACAAAAAGAAGAAUUUUAGUCUCAUCCAUAGAAGAAUAUGUUACCCUAUCAAGUAAUUUGGAUGUUAAUUUAUGCUUGGAUAAGAUGUGUUCAUCCAUUAUCCCUUCACAAACUGUCCCUUCAGACCUGACGAAUUCGGAUUUGACUUCACAACAGACUGCUGAUGAUCCUUCAGUAUCAGAAAACAUUUUUAAACUAUUGAAAAUAGGACUCUAUGGUACAACUUUGGGUCCCACUGAGAUGCUGAAUGAAGACAAGUUACUGGGCGUGCGAGAGCAUGAAGGGUCUUAUACCCGGUUCAAACCUCACACAGGGGAUGGAUCUCUAAAUUUUGAAUUAAACUUUCAAAGUCAUCCAGAAACUAUACAUUCAAGUGACCUCAAAAACAACAUGCCACGACAUGUAGACUCCACGUCUGAUUUUUCAGAAGUAACCUCUCCUGUAGCAUUUUCUAUAGUUUCAGCAACUCAAUCACUUCCAAUACAGACCUCUGUCCCCAUGUCUGUAGUUAUGCCAGAUUGGACAUAUUAUACAGAUUAUCUGACCUUAGCACCUGAUUUAAGAGAAGAGGUCAGAACUUCUUCAGAAUGGUCCAGAUGGGAGCUGCAGCCUCGUGGGCGUGGUCAGGAAUCUCCUGUGGCAAGUCAAAGGCUUUCCAUCACUAGGUCUCUUAUCUGGUCUUCCCUGGAGCCCAUUCCGGCACCUCCUCAGCUGAUGAUUUCUGAUAUCAGUUGUGUUUGUUAUUACGGAGAUUCCUAUCUAGAAUUUCGGAAUGUGUUUUUAAAUCCACAAAAUAACAUCUCCCUAGAAUUUCAGACCUCCAACGCCUAUGGACUCCUGCUCUACAUCAAACAAGACUUAGAUUCAGGAGAUGGACUUUUUAUUCAAUUAUUUAUUGAAAAUGGUACUUUAAAGUACCACUUUUUCUGUGCUGGUGAAGCAAAAUUGAAAAGCAUUAACACUACUAUUAAAGUGGAUGAUGGACGAAAGUAUACACUGCUUAUCAGGCAAGAAUUGGAUCCAUGUAAAGCUGAACUGACUAUUCUAGGGAAGACUAUAAAAGCAAGAGAAUCUAUUGGUUAUGUACCAGGAAAAGCACUGCCAGAAUCAGGGGCUGUCUUUAUUGGUGGACUUCCAGAUCUUCAUGAAGCAAACCAGAUUUCUGGACCAGUUGAGAAUUUUACUGGCUGCAUAGAAGUUAUAGAAAUCAAUAACUGGGGAUCUUUCAUCCCAUCCAAGACAGUGAAAAAAAUUCACAUUGACAGUUGCAGAUCCCAGGAUUCUACCCCGUCAGCAACAUCCGCGUCUGUCCCUCCUUCUGGGGCCGCGGAAGGAGCCGGUUCCCCGGGGGCCUCACUCUUCCCCCGCGUGGCGCCGGCCACGUGCCAAGGGCGCGUGUGUCACCACGGGGGCACCUGCCGCACCGUCCUCCUCCCGGGGGGCGUCUUCUCCUUCCAGUGCGACUGUCCGCUCCAUUUCACCGGCCGGUUCUGUGAACGAGAUGCAGGUUUAUUUUUUCCAUCUUUCAAUGGGAAUUCCUACUUAGAACUGCCUUUUUGUACAACCCUGAGGAAGGAACGUAACAGAAUUGUUAACAUCUACUUGACUAUACAAACAAGCACUUUGAAUGGAACAAUUCUCUACAGUAAUGAGAAGAAUUUUGGACAACAGUUUCUUCAUUUAUUUCUUGUGGAAGGAAAGCCCACAGUUAAAUACGGAUGUGGAAGUUCUCAAAAUAUCUUGACUCUUUCUGCUAAUUACAGCAUUAACAGAAAUGCAUUCAUCCCUAUAACAAUACGCUACACAAUGCCUGUUGGCAGCCCUAGGGUUGCUUGUAUGAUUGAAAUGGCUGCAGAUGGAAAACCUCCAAUACGGAAAGAAGACACCAAGAUACCUCAUGUGUCCCAGGUAUAUUUUGAAAAAUUGUUCCUUGGCCAUAUCCCUGCAACUGUUAAGAUUCCUAAGAAUGCAGGCCACGUUUAUGGAUUCAAGGGCUGCAUUCAAGAGCUUCAAGUAAACAACAAAGAAUUCUUCCUCAUCGAUGAAGCCCUGAGUGGGAAAAACAUUGAGAACUGCCACAUCCCUCGGUGUGAGCAUCAUCUGUGCCGCAAUAAUGGUACCUGUAUCAGUGAUAGCGAAACUUGGUUUUGUGACUGUCCAAGGCUGUACUCGGGCAAGCAGUGCCAGUUUGCAACUUGUGAAAGCAACCCAUGUAGAAAUGGUGCCACCUGUGUUCCUAAAUCCGGGACAGACAUUGUCUGCCUCUGUCCGUAUGGAAGGUCUGGUCUCCUCUGCACUGAAGCUGUUCACAUCACCCAGCCCAGGCUCAGUGGGAUGGAUGCCUUUGGAUAUACCUCGUUCCUGGCUUAUUCACGGGUCCCAGACAUCAGCUAUGAUUAUGAGUUCCACUUGAAGUUUCAGCUGGCAAACAACCACUCAGCAGUGCAAGACAACUUGUUAUUUUUCACCGGACAGAAGGGCCAUGGGCUGAGUGGUGAUGACUUCCUGGCCGUGGGUCUGCGCAGCAGCCGCGUGGUUUACAGUUACAACCUGGGGUCUGGCACAGCAAGUGUCAGCAGCGACCCCCUCGAUCUGAGCCAUGGGAUCCACACGGUCCUUCUGGGGAGGUCCUUCCGAUCAGGCUGGCUGAAGGUAGAUGAUCAGCAAAAUAAAUCCAUCAUCUCUCCAGGAAAACUGGUUGGUCUCAAUGUCUUCAGUCAGUUUUAUGUAGGUGGCUACAGUGAAUACACUCCAGAUCUCCUACCGAAUGGAGCCGAUUUUAAAAAUAGCUUUCAAGGUUGUAUUUUUACUCUGCAAGUUCGCACUAAGAAGAAUGGCCAUUUCAGAAGCCUGGGGACGCCUGAGGGCCGCCCAAAUGCUGGGCGCAGCGUUGGCCAGUGUGAUGCUUCUCCCUGUCGCUUGAUGAAAUGUGGCAAUGGUGGGACGUGUGUGGAGCAGGGAUCGACUGUUUACUGUAACUGCCCUAGUGGUUGGAAAGGAGCCUUUUGCACGGAGAGAGUUUCCACCUGCGACCCUGAGCAUGACCCUCCACACCACUGCAGCAAAGGAGCAACUUGUGUCUCGUUGCCUCAUGGAUACACCUGUCACUGUCCACUAGGAACCACUGGAGUCUACUGUGAGCAAGCUUUGUCUAUAAGUGAUCCAUCUUUCAAAAGCCACGAAUUAUCCUGGAUGUCUUUUGCUUCCUUUCCUGUUCGAAAAAAGACACAUAUUCAAUUGCAGUUCCAGCCUCUUACUGCAGAUGGCAUCCUAUUCUACGUUGCCCAACGCUUAAAAGCAGAGUCAGGUGACUUUUUAUGUAUCUCUUUAGUAAACGGUUCUGUUCAACUCCGCUACAAUCUUGGUGACAGAACUAUCGUUCUAGAAACUCUCCAAAAAGUAGCUAUUAAUAGAAAUGCUUGGCAUGUGAUUAAAGCAGGAAGAGAUGGUGCAGAAAGCUACCUGACUUUGGAUGGGAUAAAUGUAACAGAAAAAGCCAACGCUACAAUGAGCUCCCUGGACACAAAUACCGACUUCUAUAUUGGAGGAGUGUCAUCCUUAAAUCUUGUAAAUCCCAUGGCAACAGGGAAAGAACCUGUAGGUUUUCAAGGUUGUGUCCGAGAAGUUAUUAUAAAUAAUCAAGAAUUACAAUUAACCGAAUUAGGAGCACAAGGUGGUUCAAAUGUAGGUGACUGUGAUGGGACAGCCUGUGGGUACAACGUGUGCAAAAACAGGGGUGAAUGUAUAGUAAAUGGCACAACUUUUUCUUGCAGCUGCUUACCACAUUGGGCAGGAAAUACAUGUGACCAGUCUGUGUAUUGUUUGAAUAAUCUUUGCCUCCACCAAUCUCUAUGUAUACCUGACCAAUCAUUUUCUUACAGUUGUUUGUGUACUUUGGGUUGGGUGGGAAGGUAUUGUGAAAACAACACUUCAUUUUCAACUGCAAAAUUUAUGGGUACUUCUUACAUUAAAUACACUGAUCCAGAUUACAGAAUGAGAAAUCUUCAGUUCACUACUAUAUCUUUAAAUUUCAGUACUACUGAAACAGAAGGUUUAAUUGUAUGGGUAGGAAAAGCUCAAAAUGAAGACGAUGAUUUUCUGGCAAUUGGUCUCCAUAAUCAGACCCUGAAAAUAGCAGUUAACUUAGGAGAAAGCAUCUCUGUACCUAUGAUUUACAGCAAUGGUACAUUCUGUUGCAGUAAGUGGCACCAUUUAAUUAUAAUUCAAAAUCAGACUCUUAUUAAGGCCUACCUAGAUGACAACCUAAUUCUCUCUGAGGAUACUAAUCCACACAAAACGUUUGUUGCUCUCAACUAUGAUGGUAUUUUUUAUCUGGGGGGCUUUGAAUAUGGCCGAAAGGUAAAUAUUGUUACUCAAGAGAUUUUUAAAAGAAGUUUUGUUGGCAAAAUUAAAGAUGUAUUUUUUCAGGAUUCAAAAAAAAUUGAGUUAAUUAAAUCGGAAGGAUACAAUGUUUAUAAUGGUGAUGAACAAGAUUAG